Messenger RNA from Drosophila pseudoobscura, 1410 nucleotides. It is a transcript of the gene Nipsnap, whose product is annotated as protein nipsnap. The record is from RefSeq and is a predicted model, not a curated record. Bases 202 to 1026 code for a protein of 274 amino acids. NCBI's taxonomy places the organism in Eukaryota, Metazoa, Arthropoda, Insecta, Diptera, Drosophilidae. The transcript has 6 exons. Gene Ontology annotation, cellular component: mitochondrion.
UGAGACGGUAUGUUUCGGUAUAUUUUUGAGGGUCAGAAAUAAUAAUUUAUAGGCCCACAAUUUUUUUUAUUUUCUUUUAAAGUUAACGUUUGUUCCUAGAAAGUAGUUUACGAUUUACGAAAAAUACCGCAACAAUACAACAACUUUCAUAUCACAAUCAACGCUUGCAUCGCUGCAUAAUUCGGCCAAACCAAAUCGAAAAUGUUGAAGCUACGUAACAUUCUGAGUGUCGGCAAUAACAAUGGCCUGUCCGCUGUCCGAUGGAUUUCGACCACUGCCAACUGCAGGGAAGCAGAUUCAUGGUUCUCAAAGUUACUUGUCCGGAAAAUCGAACCAACCAAAGAGUCGCACAGCCGCAUGCUGAGCGACAAGGAAAUCAUAUAUGCAUUGCAUACACAUAAUGUACGACCCGACUCGAUGAGCGCCUAUCUUAAUAACUACAAAACAACCGUGUCUUUGAUGAACGAUAAAAAGGCAAAUCUGUCUUGCAAUUUGGUGGCGUCAUGGAGCGUACAGGUGGGCGACAUGGAUCAGUGCUUGCAUUUAUGGAAAUACACGGGUGGCUUCGAGAAAAUCGAUCAGGCCAAAGAGGAUCUGUGGAACGAUCCAGAGUACCUGAGUCUAAUGCAGGAGCGUUCCAAAUUUCUGCGCUCUCGCCACCUUCAAUAUCUGUUGGCCUUCAGCUACUGGCCGCAGAUUGCCAGCCGUUCCGGCAAGAACAUCUACGAAAUGCGAUCAUAUCGACUGACGCCUGGCACCAUGAUUGAAUGGGGAAACAACUGGGCUCGUGCCAUCAACUAUCGCAAGCACAACAACGAAGCCUUUGCUGGGUUCUUCUCGCAGAUCGGCCGACUUUACAAUGUCCAUCACAUCUGGUGCUACAGCUCGCUGCAGGACCGCAAGGAGACCAGAGAGGCCGCAUGGCGUUCCCCUGGCUGGGACGAGUGUGUAGCCUACACUGUGCCGUUGAUUCGAGAUAUGCAUUGCCGCGUCCUCGCACCCACUGAGUUCUCGCCCACACAAUAAGCAUGGACCAACUCAAUCCGUGUCGUAUCUGAGAACGGGGGGCUAUACGUUUCCAACAUCUGAUCUAAUCCGAAAUGCUGUGAAACAGUGAGAAUGUAAUGUAAUGCCGCUUCCGCUCGUGUUAGUCGUUGUACAUAAUGCCAUCAUACAUAUACAUAUACACAUAUGUAUGUAUAUAUGCAUUAAUUUUAGUUUUCUCUAGUAUCAAAUAAGGUCAAAAAGUGUGCAUUUUACUCUAAUGAAAGGAACUAUCCUGUAUGUGUGGUGCCCCCACAUACAAAAUCUUGAAUUUAACCAAAAAUGAAAAACAACAAAUUUCGUUUUGUAAAAUUUUAAAACAAUAAUAAAAGUGCUAUAAGAGUGUAUAUUGUGAAACAAGCAAAA